AUGUUAAAUAUUUCUUCUUUUGAACGUGCCAUUAUUGUCAAAUAUUUACCACCAACAAAUAAACAAGAAUUACAACAACAACCAACAAAACAAGAAAUUUAUUCUUUUGGAGAAUUAAUUAAAUCUUGCAAUUAUUUAUUAUUUUAUGUUUUUAGUAAUUUAAAUCAACAAAAUCCUUUAUUUUUACAAGCAUUGGAAAAACUUGUUUUUAGUAGAAAUAAAGAAGGUAAAAAGAAAAUUUCUAAAAGGUUUGUGGAAAUUUUUGGAUAUUAA
This is a messenger RNA of Meloidogyne enterolobii, 273 nucleotides long. Lineage: Eukaryota; Metazoa; Nematoda; Chromadorea; Rhabditida; Meloidogynidae. The record is from the annotation of a GenBank genome assembly.